CAGGAAGCACAACUUCGACAGACACCUCACACAAGUUUCCUGCCAUUGCUGUAAUGGUCGUGGACCAAUCCAAUCCACAUGCACCUGUCAAAGUCAUCUUCGAGAAUCCUAUUCACGAAAGCGUUGCCCCGCUCAAACCUCGCCACACGAUACUCCUCGUUACAAAUCCGCGGGUUGUCGGCGGGCAAAUGCUCGCAACCUCGUAUAGCUCGAGAAUAUUCCUUGAUCCCGAAAUCAGUGUCGCGGGAGAGCUGAGGAGAUUUCUUAGACAGAUGGCUCCGCCAUGCAAUAUGACAAUGCAAGAGAAUGCCGAUUUGGAAGAAGAAUACGGCCUCGAUGACCGAGUAUCAAGGCCACAACAUCUGACCACUCUUCAGGAGUUUCGGUCGACCAUACUCAGGGACCCAGGUACACCAUAUCAAGUCGUCGUCCGCGUGACCAUCACCUCGAUCUGUCUCGCAUCUCUGUUCAAGCAAGAACGUCUCUUUUGCAUGACUUGUCCGUCGUGCUCUAGAGACCGAUAUUGCAAUCAGGCCAUGGAUUGGUGUGACUGCGACGUCGAUGCAAGGUCCAUAGACAUGCGGCUGAAUCCUCAUGUCCUCGGCGGCUUCAGUGAUGAGACGGCCGGUUUCCUGCAGUAUUCUCCGGGCUGGGGCGACGAGGGGUCCGCUACUCGGGACGGUCGUACACCUCAAAAGCAGCAUCUAGUGCCGAGAGAUGCCGGAACUUUUCCAAUCUUCCUGACUGACAGAGCUCUUUCGUCCCUCCUUGGUGUGAGGCCUCUAGAGAUUGAAACAUUGGCUAUCCUCGAAACGGAACAAGAGUGCCUGGCGACCUUCGACGCAGUUGAGAAGGACCUCAUAGGGUCACCGGUCAUUCUCCUGCUUGGCUGGACUGGGUCUGAUCUCGCUCAGCCUAGCGAAGUCCAUCGUUUGGACAGCUCGACUCCGGAAGACCAACAUGACUUGAGGAAUGGGCGACUGACAAUCCUCGACGCUGCGGCGGAUAUCGUCAUCAUGGUUCCGGAUCAACGUACAUGAGUGAGGUCGCAAGGCUAUUAUUCACGAGUACAGUCGAAUCGAGACAAACAAAACAUCCCCCUUCCUUGACGACUGUUGAGGUUUUACUAUGGGUUCAGUACACCUCCCUGUACACCUGGUAGGAGAGUGGACAAGUGUGAAACAAAAAGGUGGGAAAAAGGGCAUCAUGUAUAUGAAGCUGCCGAGCAAGACUAACAAUGUCGUCAUGUUCGAUUACUG
Messenger RNA from Exophiala oligosperma, 1259 nucleotides. RefSeq lists its product as uncharacterized. Bases 54 to 1040 code for a protein of 328 amino acids. NCBI's taxonomy places the organism in Eukaryota, Fungi, Ascomycota, Eurotiomycetes, Chaetothyriales, Herpotrichiellaceae. The record is from RefSeq and is a predicted model, not a curated record. The transcript has a single exon.